AUGUCGUCGGACAUUGAAAAGACCGUCAGUGAACAAAUGAACGAUAAAAUGUAUGCACUGCAAGCAGACGAAUCAAUUGAUAUUGGAGGACAUAAUAUAUUCUCUACAGUAGCAGACUAUUUAAAAGAAAUGGGACUGACUUGGAAAUUAUGUGUUGGAAUUUGUGCAGAUGGUUGUCCAUCCAUGGUAGGAUCAGUAAAAGGUUUCGUGUCACCAGCGAAGGAAAACCCACAGCUGAUUACAACACAUUGUUUCUUACAUCGUGAAAAUCUUAUUGCAAAGACACUUGGACAUGGAUUAAAGCGUGUGCUUGAAAGCCUUCUGCUCCACACAGAGGUCAGGUGGCUAUCAAGAAGCAAAGUGUUGUCGAGAGUGCAUGAACUGAGACAGGAAAUACUAGUUUUCUUUGCUCUUGAGGGAACACCUGAAUUCUGUGACCUACUGGCUGAUGACAUUUGGAGCGCAAAGUUAUGCUACCUGGCGGAUAUAUUUGAACAUCUAAACAAGGUUAAUUCUAGUAUGAGAAAUGAGAAUAUAUUAACAUCAUAUGACAAAAUGAAGGCCUUGCUGGAAAAAAUAAGGCUUUGGAAAGAUAGGCCUCUCAGCCCCGUAGGACGCAGUGUCAAAUCUUCAGAUGACUAUCACCAUUUCCAAUACAUUUCUGGAAUCAAUCAUUUUAAGAAUUGA
Molecule: messenger RNA, 687 nt
Organism: Penaeus vannamei (Pacific white shrimp)
Lineage: Eukaryota; Metazoa; Arthropoda; Malacostraca; Decapoda; Penaeidae
Source: RefSeq, a predicted model, not a curated record